Messenger RNA from Torulaspora globosa, 2856 nucleotides. It is a transcript of the gene MCM3, whose product is annotated as MCM DNA helicase complex subunit MCM3. Gene Ontology annotation, molecular function: single-stranded DNA binding; ATP binding; single-stranded DNA helicase activity. Lineage: Eukaryota; Fungi; Ascomycota; Saccharomycetes; Saccharomycetales; Saccharomycetaceae. The coding region runs from base 1 to 2856 and encodes 951 amino acids. Gene Ontology annotation, cellular component: MCM complex; nucleus. The record is from RefSeq and is a predicted model, not a curated record. Gene Ontology annotation, biological process: DNA replication; double-strand break repair via break-induced replication; mitotic DNA replication initiation. The transcript has a single exon.
AUGGAUCUCGGUGGCGGGAUUGGCAGCUCGGAGACGGACCUCAGUUUUGUUCCCGAUGCAGUUUUCACCGACAGAGUGCGCAGAUUUCAGGAAUUCUUGGAUACUUUCACAAUCUACCGGGACGCUGUGAGGUCUAUUCAGUUGUACAACAAUGCAAUCAACUCGUCUGGCGACGAUGGUGUAGAGAAGAAGACAAGCUCGAUUCCGGAGAUCCUUUUGCAGAGAAUUACCAUCUCGCUGGAUGAUUUAAGAGAAUUUGACAGAUCGUAUUGGACUGGUAUAUUGAACAGUCCUGCCCAUUUUGUGCCACCUGCAGAGAAGGCUUUGACAGAAGUUGCAGAAUCCAUUAACGACGUUCCGACGACAAGUUCAUUGUCUGCAAAACAUCCAUGGCGUUUGUCCUUCAAAGGGUCGUUUGGUAGUCAUGCCCUCUCGCCACGUACUUUGAAUUCGCAUUUUCUGAACAAACUGGUCUCGCUGGAAGGUAUCGUCACCAGGACGUCGUUGGUCAGACCCAAGAUUAUCAGAUCUGUGCAUUUUGCUGAAAAGACCGGCAGAUUCCACUACAGGGACUACACAGACUCGACGACUACCUUGACUACACGUAUCCCAACUCCGGCAAUAUACCCCACAGAGGACCAGGAAGGGAACAAACUGACCACGGAAUAUGGUUAUUGUACUUAUAUGGACCAUCAGCGUAUUACGGUGCAAGAGAUGCCCGAGAUGGCCCCCGCUGGCCAGUUGCCCAGAUCCAUCGACGUCAUUCUCGAUGACGAUCUGGUCGAUAAGACAAAACCGGGCGAUAGAAUUAACGUGGUAGGUGUCUUUAAAUCGUUGGGUGCCGGGGGUAUGAACCAGAACGAUUCAAACGCGCUGAAUGGAUUUAGGACAUUGAUUAUAGGCAAUACAGUUUACCCCCUGCAUGCCAGAUCCACUGGUGUCUCCGCCAGACAGACCUUGACCGACCUGGAUAUAAGAAAUAUCAACAAGCUCUCCAAGAGACCAGACAUUUUCGACGUGCUGUCUCAAUCUUUGGCUCCGUCUAUCUACGGGCAUGAAUACAUCAAGAAAGCUGUGCUGCUGAUGCUCAUGGGUGGUGUGGAGAAAAAUCUGGAGAAUGGCUCCCAUUUGAGAGGUGAUAUCAAUAUUCUGAUGGUCGGUGAUCCAUCGACGGCAAAGUCACAAAUGCUGAGAUUUGUCCUGAAUACUGCAUCUCUGGCGAUUGCAACGACGGGCAGAGGUUCCUCGGGUGUAGGUUUAACCGCAGCGGUGACCACAGAUAGAGAAACUGGCGAGAGGCGAUUGGAGGCAGGCGCUAUGGUCUUGGCUGACCGUGGUAUAGUCUGUAUUGAUGAAUUUGAUAAAAUGACAGAUGUCGAUAGAGUUGCGAUUCAUGAAGUCAUGGAACAACAGACUAUCACAAUUGCUAAAGCCGGUAUCCAUACCACGCUUAACGCACGUUGUAGUGUCAUUGCAGCAGCCAAUCCUGUUUUUGGCCAGUACGAUGUCAACAGAGAUCCUCACCAAAAUAUCGCGCUGCCGGAUUCGCUACUUUCACGUUUCGAUUUACUCUUUGUUGUCACUGACGACAUCAACGAAAUCAGAGAUAGAUCUAUUAGCGAGCAUGUCCUGAGAACCCACAGGUUUCUGCCACCGGGAUAUCUCGAGGGAGAGCCGAUUCGAGAGUCUUUAAAUUUAUCUUUAGCCGUUGGUGUUGACAACGAGGAAGAUAAUAUGGAGUCUCCAGGACACUCAGCGGACCAAGACAUGGACGAAGAAGACGGCGUUUUCGAAAAAUUCAACCCGCUGUUACAAGCUGGCGCAAAAUUAGCUAAAAACAGAGGCAAUCACAACGGAACUGAUAUCCCAAGCAUUGUUACAAUUCCUUUCCUAAGGAAAUACGUCCAAUAUGCAAAGGAAAGAAUCGUACCAACGUUGACACAAGAGGCAAUUGGAGUCAUUGUUAAAAAUUAUGCUGACCUGCGAAACGAUGAGAAUACCAAGAAAUCGCCGAUUACUGCUAGAACCUUGGAAACGCUGAUUAGAUUAGCGACGGCUCAUGCUAAAGUUAGACUUUCUAAGGUUGUGAACAAGCGUGACGCCUUAGUGGCCUCGAGCCUUUUGAGAUUUGCUCUUUUGGGAGAGGAUGUCGAAAUUGAUGUAUACUACGAGGAUGAUAGUGAGGAAGAAAUAACACCAAGAGUUUCACCAAAAAAGUCUCCUAAAAAGAAGCAAAGGGUAGGAUCACUUGCUUCAUCACCAAUCAAAUAUUCGACUCCUUUUAGAAGUGCCAAUCUAUCGUCUCAAAGUGGAACUCCAUCGAUCGCUGGAUCUCGAAGAAAGCUUACUUUUGUGGAAGACGACGAAAACGAUGAGGAAUCUGAUCAAAGCGCUGAACAGCGUGGCGACACGAUGUCCCCAUUACCUCGAACCGAAGAAGAGGACCUGCAAAGAAGAUUGCAAUUGGGGCUCAGAGUGUCACCCAGACGCAAAGAUCAGUCUACGGCCGGUGCUGGGCCACUCAGUGAAGUACGAGGUACGCCGAAAUUGCCAAAUGUUCCCGCUGCUGGACAGGAAGAGGAGCACACACAGGCCACACUUGAUUUCAACAACGCAGAAGCUGGAACAAUCUCUACAGGAAGAUUGUCUCUGAUCUCUGGAAUUAUUGCUCGAUUGGUGCAGUCCGACUUAUUCGAGGACUCAUCGUACCCAAAAGAUGCUCUGCUGGAGAAAAUCAAUGAAGACCUUCCGGAAGAAGAGAAAUUUUCCAUUCCUGAAUAUUUAGCAGGUUUGAAGAUCAUGGCAGAUAAGAAUAAUAUAAUGGAGGGUGAUGAUGGCAAGAUUUGGAAGAUCUAG